GUAGUGAAUGGUGUAGCCGGUAUAUACAAACGGCUGGUAGUUUUUUCCGCAAAGCCUUUGAUUGCGCACGCGACUGUAGAUGUGAUUGCACCCGUUUUGUGUUUCAAAUAAAAGUUCUAGAACCUGGAUUAGUUUUUUUAGUGCUAAUAUACUAUUCAUAUAAGAUGUGGCAACCCACUAUCGUUCUACUAGCAGCACUGAUGUCGCAAGUGCACACGGCCCCUCAAUUAAUUACUUUUAAUGACGGAAAGCUGGGUGUUAACUUUGGUGGCUAUCAUGCAGCAGUAGGAAUUGGUGGAGGGGGUGCCAACGGCGGGGCUGGAGGUGGUCUGUUCGCCGAAGCGGGCACUCCUUACGGACAAGGAGCUAAGGCUGGAUUAGGGGGACUUUUAAGUGGCAAUGGAGGUACCGCAGGAGGACUUUACGCUGGAGCUACUGCCGGUAAUAAUAUAAAGGCGCAAGCAGGUCUCGCUGGAGGAACUAACUCGGACAACACAGGAGGACUUGGGUUCGCUUCAGCACAAUCAGGAAGCUACGGUGCUUCAUCAGGCAUGGGCGGUGCCUCUACAGCAAAUGGAGCUUCAGGAUUCACAUUCUCUGGUUCUAACUCUUAUGGGGUUAUGAGAGAAACAGAAGUUGCGGUCAAACCUAUUGAAGUCAAACCAGUUCACAAGAAAGCUCAUAAGGAAUUCAAUUUAGAUGCUACGAACGAAGUCAAUUUUGUCCCACUUAAAACGACUGAUGUAAAAGUCGAAGCACCUGUUGUGACUGAAGUACACGCUGAGUCACCACAAGUUGUGGAAAAGCAAACAGUUGUUACAUAUACUAAACCUCAUCGUCAUUUGACAAAGACUGCAUACAUUGGAGGCUACGUAGGAGGAGAUGUUGCUCCACCUCCGAUCCAGAAGAGAAUAGAUGUGGGAGUUGAAGGUGCUUCCGAUAUCGAAGCUUCAGCUGGCGCUUCUGCUUCUAGUAAUGUUGGAGGAGAUGUUCAGGGAGGUGUUCGCACCAAAGAAGUUUUCUUUCAAAGGAAUCCUAACUUCUUUGCUGAUAUUUUCAAUAUUCCGAUUUCGACAUUAAAAGCCGUCGGUAAUUUCCUUGGUAACACAGCUGGAAGCACAAGUGUGUCCGUCCAAAAGUCUGCUUCAGUGCAAGCCGAUACAGACUCAGAGUCGCUAUCAUCAAAGCAUGUCCCGCUAUCAUCGUCAUCAUCAUCAUCCGAUACAGAGAUCUCGGUAAAGACACCGGCUGUAUCUAAAGUUAUUGAGGACAUUUUUGCUAUUCCUAUUAAUACGCUAAGUGCUGUCAACAAAUUCUUGGAAGACAAUGUUGCAAGGAAGAGAAUUCAGGUUACAACUACCUCAGGGAGUCAGCAAGAUGAAGUUGGGCAGCCAUUUGAGAAACGCCACGCCAGGCUGGGGCCGCACGCGAGAAGACGAGCGAACAAACACGCUACAGUUUCACAAGAAAAAACUGAAGCGAUAACUGAUAAGAACGAAAAUUAGAAUUUAUUUUUUUUAUUACACUGUACAUCACAUUAGCAAAUAAUGAAAUACGGUGAUAUCUCCCUUUUGGAGACAAUAUCUGAUACCUAAAUGUAUCAGUGUUUACUUACUUAAACUUUUAGUAACAAGUAUGUAUGUAUAUUGAAUCAAACUAAAUGGGGCAAAUAUAUACUUAUAUAUACGUAUGUAUAUAUUAGGUAUAAUUUUUGUUUGCAAUAUAGUAAAGAUUGACUGAUUUUUUACUAAGUAAAAACAAUUUGUAUUUUGAAAUGUAUGGGCAUGAUGCUAGGGAGUGGAAAAACUCGCAUGUUACAAUAUGCUUGUACAAAUUUUCAUUUUAAUAAAGCUGGUAUGAGGCAUUAAAUAACGUUGUUGUAAAUUAUUAAUUAAUGUAAUAAAUUCCUAUAUUUUCACA
Plodia interpunctella (Indianmeal moth) is the source of this 1920-nucleotide messenger RNA. RefSeq lists its product as uncharacterized. Bases 165 to 1505 code for a protein of 446 amino acids. The transcript is spliced from 11 exons. The record is from RefSeq and is a predicted model, not a curated record. Lineage: Eukaryota; Metazoa; Arthropoda; Insecta; Lepidoptera; Pyralidae.